Messenger RNA from Triplophysa rosa, 1093 nucleotides. It is a transcript of the gene tspo, whose product is annotated as translocator protein. Gene Ontology annotation, cellular component: mitochondrial outer membrane. Lineage: Eukaryota; Metazoa; Chordata; Actinopteri; Cypriniformes; Nemacheilidae. The transcript is spliced from 4 exons. Bases 348 to 833 code for a protein of 161 amino acids. The record is from RefSeq and is a predicted model, not a curated record.
AGUACGGCAUACAUAUUAGGACAUCGUCAGACCUCAGCGUCAGUACUCGGGUAUCAGAUUAAACGGCAUCGCGCCUCAGACAAAAAGGCAUCAGUUCUCAACAAAACAGCGUCGGGGCUACGGUCUCGACCAAUCAGGCAACAGGCAAAACGGCCUCAGACUAAAAAGCAUCAGCUCUCGCGCAACAAGGCAUCAGGCGAAACGGCCUCAGACUGAAAGGCAUCAGAUGACUCUAGAAGUGGCCACGCCCCCCCCUCCCGCAUGACGUCAAUGCCGCAAACCCUUUUUGAGCAGCACUUUUACGGCAGACAGACAGGUACACGCGAAAGCCAGAUUGCACUGAAAGGAUGUGGAUUCCUAUGCUGAGUCUGACUGCCCUGCCUCACUUGGGUGGGAUAUUUGGAGGUUUAAUCACAAGGAAGGAGGUGAAGACAUGGUAUACGACGCUUAAAAAACCUUCAUGGAGGCCUCCUAAUGCUGUUUUUCCAGUGGUGUGGACCACUCUCUACACUGGCAUGGGGUAUGGUUCAUACCUCGUGUGGAAUGAGCUUGGAGGCUUCACACAAGAUUCACUGGUUCCACUCGGGCUCUAUGGGACACAGCUUGCUUUAAACUGGGCCUGGACCCCAAUCUUCUUUGGAGCACACAAGAUUCAGCUGGCUCUGAUAGAGCUAGUGCUGCUCACUGGUACAGUGGGAGCUACCAUGGUGUCUUGGUAUCCCAUCAACCGCACUGCAACACUUCUCAUGGGACCAUACCUGGCCUGGCUUUGCAUCGCUACCACCCUCAACUACUGCAUCUGGAGAGACAAUCCAGAGCCUAAAGAAGAUUAAAGCCAACAAAAAUGAACACUACACUAACUAACGUCAUUGAUUUGUUUUUAUAUAGUGCACACAGGAAUUUUUUACUUCACUUGGUAACUAAUUUUUUUUCUAUUAGUCUAAAAACAAGUUAUAUUUCCUAAAUACCAUAAAGACAACAAAUAAACAUUGCACUGUUCAGUUCCAUCUGUUCACUUAGGGUUGGUGCUUUACACAGAUGUAAUUACACGUUUUUCCAAAUGUGAAAUCUCAGAUUAAAGACUUGAAAAAUA